UCCCAGAAGUCCUGGAUCGAACACACUUUCACCAGGAGGGAAUGUGUCUAUAUUCUGCCCGUGUCCAAGGAUCCGCACAGAUGCCUCCCAGGAUGCCAGAUCUGCCAGCAGCUCGUGCGGUGCUGCUGUGGGCGUCUGGUGCGUCAGCAUGUGGGCUUCACGGCCACACUGGCGGUCAAGUACUCGGAGGUGUCGGAGGAGCUGUCGGAGCUGGAGCAGUGGAGCGUGGAGAAACACACAGAGGAGAGUCCCACUGAUGCGUACAGUGUCAUCAACUUCCAGGGCAGAUCACACUCGUACAGGGAGUAUGUGCGUCUGUCACAUGACUCGCGUCCGGAGGCGGUGCUGCGGCUGAUGCUGAAGGAGUGGCAGAUGGAGCUGCCGAAGAUCGUCAUCAGCGUUCACGGAGGCAUCCAGAACUUCGAGCUGCACCCGCGCAUCAAACAGGUGGUGGGGAAGGGCCUGAUCAAAGCUGCCGUCACCACUGGAGCCUGGAUCCUGACCGGAGGGGUCAACACAGGUGUGGCCAAACAUGUGGGUGAUGCGCUGAAGGAACAUCUGUCCAGAUCAGCUCGGAAAAUCUGUACGGUGGGAAUCGCACCCUGGGGAGUGAUCGAAAACAGGAACGACCUCAUCGGACGAGACGUUGUAGCGCCGUAUCAAACGCUGCUGAAUCCUCUCAGUAAACUCAACGUCCUCAAUAACUUCCACUCGCACUUCCUGCUGGUGGACGACGGCACUGUGGGCAAAUAUGGAGCUGAAGUCAGACUGAGGAGAGAGCUGGAGAAACACAUCCAACUGCAGAGGAUACACGCAAACAAAGAGCUGAUAACUGUGUUUCCUGUGGGCUCUGAGGAUCAUCAGGACAUUGAUGUGGCGAUUCUGAAGGCUCUCCUCAAAGGUACAAAUGCGACAGCGUUCGAUCAGCUGGUGUUGACGCUGGCGUGGGAUCGCGUGGACAUCGCUAAAGAUCACGUGUUUGUUUACGGACAGCAGCUGCUGGUGGGUUCUCUAGAGCAGGCUAUGCUGGACGCAUUAGUGAUGGACCGUGUGGAGUUCGUCAAACUGCUGAUAGAGAACGGCGUCAGCAUGCACAGAUUCCUGACCAUCACACGCCUGGAGGAGCUCUACAACGCGAAACAAACACCAACAAACCCGACGCUGUAUCACCUGGUCAGAGACGUCAAACAGGGGAAUCUCCCGCCCAACUAUAAGAUCACACUGAUUGACGUUGGUCUGGUGAUCGAGUAUCUGAUGGGAGGAACGUACAGAUGCAACUACACACGCAAACGCUUCCGCAUCAUCUACAACAACCUGCACGGGAACAGCAGACGGUCGGGGCGACACACCAGCAGCUCUCACUCUCAUGAGUCCUUCAGCAUUCAGGCAGAUAAGAAGGAGAAAACCAGACACAACCACUUCAUCAAGACUGCACAGCCGUACAAGCCCAGGCUGGACUCGGUGUCAGAGCUGCAGAAGAAGAAGAGUAAGGAGGAGGUGGUGGACGUGGACGACCCGGAGACGCGGCGCUUCCCGUACCCGUUCAACGAGCUGCUGGUGUGGGCGGUGCUGAUGAAGCGGCAGAAGAUGAGUCUGUUCUUCUGGCAGCACGGGGAGGAGUCCAUGGCCAAAGCGCUGGUGGCCUGCAGACUGCUGCGCUCGCUCGGGGACGAGGCCAAGAAGAGCGACGUGGUGGACGACACCUCUGAGGAGCUCAAGGAGUACUCCAGUGAGUUCGGCACGCUGGCGGUGGACCUGCUGGAGCAGUCGUUCCGUCAGGACGAGACGAUGGCGAUGAAGCUGCUGACGUACGAGCUGAAGAACUGGAGCAACUCCACCUGUCUAAAGCUGGCGGUGUCGUCACGGUUACGGCCCUUCGUGGCACACACCUGCACACAGAUGCUGCUGUCCGACAUGUGGAUGGGCAGACUCAACAUGCGCAAGAACUCCUGGUACAAGGUGAUCUUGAGUAUCCUGGUUCCUCCGGCCAUCCUCCUGCUGGAGUACAAGACCAAAGCGGAGAUGUCCCACAUUCCCCAGAGUCAGGACGCACACCAGAGCAUGGAGGACAGCGAACACAACCUGCAGCACCCAGACGACAUACAGAUGGAUGUGUUUAAGGAAGUGCGUAUGAGUGAUAAUGCAGAAAUGAAGAGUGAGUCGGAGGUGCACGUGCGCUCCCGCAGGUUACCCAUCACACGCAAGUUCUACGCCUUCUACCACGCGCCCAUCGUCAAGUUCUGGUUCAACACGAUGUUCAUGUCUGAGGGAGGAAAGAUCAGUCAGAAGAUUAAGGUCUGGUUCAGUGAUUACUUCAACAUCUCUGAUUUCCUGGCCAUCCUGAUGUUCUUCGUGGGCUUCGGUCUGCGUCUGGUGUCGGAGGUGUUCAUCAGUAACGUGUACCUGCAGGUGAAGUCGAUCUCUAACCUGGUGUGGAAGUAUCAGCGCUAUCACUUCAUCCUAGCGUAUCAUGAUAAGCCCAUCCUGCCGCCACCGCUGAUCCUGCUGAGCCACGCCGCCUCGCUCCUCAGCUCCAUCUGCAGGAAGAGGAAGAAGGACAGCAGCACCUACGGGCCCAAGCUGUUCCUGACCGAGGAGGACCAGAAGAAGCUGCAUGACUUCGAGGAGCAGUGUGUGGAGACGUAUUUCCAUGAGAAAGACGAUCAGUUCCACUCCGGCAGCGACGAGAGGAUCAGACUAACAUCCGACAGGGUGGAGACGAUGUGUGUGCAGCUGAAGGAGGUUGGAAAUAAGGUGAACUUCAUCAAGCGCUCUCUGCACACGCUGGACUCUCAGAUCGGGCACCUGCAGGAUCUGUCUGCGCUGACGGUGGACACCCUGAAGGCUCUGACGGCCCAGCGCGCAUCUGAAGCCAGCAAAGUGCACAACCAGAUCACACGUGAGCUUAGCGUGUCCCGAAACCUGGCGCCCGAGGCCGUGCCGCCGUCCAAACCCGGCGCUCUGGUGCGCUGCAGCGUGGCCUUCAUGCCGCCCAAUAGCAUGGCGGACUCUCUGUUUGGGGGCGGGGUUGAGGCUGUGCAGGGGGCGGGGCUUCCUCAUGCUUCACUCACUGCAGACGGUGUGCAGACACCGCAGAUGCGCCGCCGCGGACACCAGGAACAUCUCUCCAGCGCUCCGGCUGCCGCCGCCAGCUUCUUCCUCAGCACGCCGCUGCCGCAGCAGCAGGACCUGCAGGCGCCGCCGGAGGAGUUCGGGGCGUUCGUGGGUCACAAGGAUGAGCCUGAGGGUCAAAGGUCAAUCCCUAAGGAGAGCGCUGUCAGCAGUCCAUCCAGAAAGACCCGCGAUGUGGGUAACAUGCGGACGGUGAACUCUUACGCCGGCUUCACAGAGUUGGACAGAAACCCUUCGCUCCUGCAUCCAGAGUCCACACUCAGUAAGCAGGAGAGGACGCGCGUGUCGCUGGAGGACGUCUCUCGAUAUGAGGAUCUGCUGCUGGGGAAGUCCGCUCAGUCCAGCAAGCUGAGUCCAGGAGACGACGCCUCUAACACAGCGAUCGGUUCUCCAUUCAAGCCCAUGGAGAGUUAUCAGUACUCGGCGGUGGAGCGUAAUAACCUGAUGCGGUUGUCUCAGAGCAUCCCCUUCACCCCGGUGCCCCCUAGAGGUGAGCCGGUGAGUGUGUAUCGUCUGGAGGAGAGCUCCCCCGGCAGUAUCAAUAACAGCAUGUCGUCGUGGGCUCAGCGCGGGCUCUGUGCGAAGAUCGAGUUCCUCAGUAAGGAGGAGAUGGGCGGGGGGCUGCGGCGCGCGCUCAAGGUGCUCUGCACGUGGUCCGAGUACGACAUCCUGAAGCCCGGACACCUGUACAUCGUCAAGUCCUUCCUGCCCGAGGUGGUCAACACCUGGCAGACCAUCUACAGGGAGGAGACGGUGCUGCACCUCUGCCUCAGGGAAAUUCAGCAGCAGAGAGCAGCUCAGAAACUCACGUUUGCCUUCAAUCAGAUCCGACCCAAAACCAUCCCGUACUCGCCCAGGUUCCUGGAGGUCUUCCUGCUGUACUGUCAUUCUGCCGGUCAGUGGUUCGCCAUCGAGGAGUGCAUCACUGGAGAUUUCCGCAAGUUUAACAACAACAACGGAGAUGAAAUAGUGCCGACCAACCUUCUGGAGGAAACCAUGCUGGCCUUCAGCCACUGGACGUAUGAAUACACACGAGGAGAGCUGCUGGUGCUGGACCUGCAGGGUGUGGGUGAGAUUCUGACCGAUCCGUCGGUCAUCAAGAGCGGAGAGAAAGGGUCUUACGAUAUGAUCUUUGGACCUGCAAACCUCGGAGACGACGCCAUUCGAAACUUCCGUGCCAAACAUCACUGCAACUCCUGCUGCCGAAAACUCAAACUUCCAGAUCUGAAACGGAACGACUACACUCCUGAUAAGCUGACCCUUCAGCAUGACCCCUCCGAGGGCCCGUCCCACUCUCCGCCUGCAGGGGCCGCCACUAAAGAACUGCGUCCCUCCAUGCGCUUAAUGCUGUGAGCCGCGCACACACACACCUGCAGGACUCGCACUGUGCCGCCGAGAAUCACGUGAUGACAAACACAAAGUGCACGUUUGCGUGUUUGGUGUGUGCGUGUUUUAUACAAGAAUGCGUCGCCUCUGAACAAAUGAAAUUUAAUAAGUCACAUUUUAUCCUGUACAUUUCAUGACAGGGAUUAUCAGCUUUUAAAAGUAUUUUUUUUAAACAUUUCUAUGUCUGUAUGAAAUUAUAAAGUGGUUAAUAACUGGUACAAUAUCACUGUAUAAAGUCAAAUAUUUAUUCUAAACGACAAGUUGCCUUGUAUAAAAGAAGAGCAAUUUUACGUGAUGUCUGUCACCUUUUUGCAGAGGACACUUGCUCAUUAUAUAUCUAUUAUCAGAUUUUGUACAGAGCUGUAUGCCAACAGAAUGUUUUUAUGUACAGAGAGCCACGUGUGGAGAGCUGUAUCAAUGCAUUUAUGUUUGAAUCUUGUUUAGAUUAUGGGCAGAUUGCAAUGCAAACGACAGCGCAGUGUGUGUGAUUUCAUUGUGCUGACCACUGAAACCGGGCCACACCAUCACAACUCAACUUUAUAAUGUUACAGCGGUACUUUUGUCAUUCGUUGUCGUUGGAGAAUCGUGCGAGACUGUUAAUCUAGUGUAUCUCAUAGAUACAUGUAUCUGGCACGGUUCUGUCAGCUCAAACAUGAGAAUAUGCUGGGGAUAUAAAGGAUCUGUAAACAUUUUUUACUGUAUAUUUAAUAAAACACUGAAAAAGUCACCU
Danio rerio (zebrafish) is the source of this 5248-nucleotide messenger RNA. RefSeq names its product transient receptor potential cation channel, subfamily M, member 7 (gene trpm7). NCBI's taxonomy places the organism in Eukaryota, Metazoa, Chordata, Actinopteri, Cypriniformes, Danionidae. Gene Ontology annotation, molecular function: protein serine/threonine kinase activity; monoatomic cation transmembrane transporter activity; protein kinase activity. Gene Ontology annotation, biological process: transmembrane transport; calcium ion transmembrane transport; monoatomic ion transport. Gene Ontology annotation, cellular component: nucleus; plasma membrane; membrane. The record is from RefSeq and is marked provisional.